Carassius carassius (crucian carp) is the source of this 861-nucleotide messenger RNA. RefSeq names its product secreted frizzled-related protein 2-like. Gene Ontology annotation, molecular function: Wnt-protein binding. Lineage: Eukaryota; Metazoa; Chordata; Actinopteri; Cypriniformes; Cyprinidae. The record is from RefSeq and is a predicted model, not a curated record. Gene Ontology annotation, biological process: negative regulation of canonical Wnt signaling pathway; non-canonical Wnt signaling pathway; canonical Wnt signaling pathway. The coding region runs from base 1 to 861 and encodes 286 amino acids. The transcript has 4 exons.
AUGCAUCCCUCGCUGAUGCUCCUCCUUGCUCUCGGGGCCCUCGCCGGGGCCUUCGACCUGGGCAAGACCACACGCUGUGUCCCCGUGCCGCUCCAGAUGAGCGUCUGCCAGGACGUGCCAGACUCAGAGAUGCGUCUGCCUAACCUGCUGGGCCACAGCAGUCUGGAGGAAGCGGCUCCUCGCUCGGACGACUGGAGGAUGCUGCUCCACAGCGGCUGUCACCCACAGGCCCGGGCCUUCGCCUGCUCGCUCCUGGCCCCCGUCUGCCUCGACAGGUUCAUCCAGCCGUGUCGGAGCGUGUGCAUCGCUGUGAAGGAGAGCUGUGCUCCCGUGUUGUCCUGUCAUGGACACGUCUGGCCCGAGGCCCUGGACUGUGACCGCUUCCCUGCGCAGGAUGACACGUGUCUGACCCCGCUGCCCAAACACAUCAGUGCCUUCUCUAAAGAGUUUCCUCAGCCCGUGUGUCAGAGCUGUCCGUCUCUGGAGGAAGCGCCGUCUCUCAAAACCGUGCUGGACGCGCUGUGCCUCACCGACUUCGCCGUGAAGGUCAAGAUCUCGAAGCGUCGCGUGGCGUCCUCGGAGCCGGAGCCGGAGCCGGAGCUGACGGUCGAAGGCCCGGUGGAGUUCAUCCAGCGCGGCCCGCUGCUCCCGUACGACACGGUCAGCCUGAUCCAGCGCUGGCUGCUCAUCAACCUCAGGUGCGCGCUCCCGCUGGUCCGGCCCGGCCGCGCGCAGCUCUUCCUCGUCACGGGCACGAUGCGCGCGAGCGGCUCCAUCCAGCUCUCCAGUCUGUUCCCGUGGCUCAAGAAAGACCUGCACAUCGCGUCGGCCGCGCGCAAGUGGAAACACCACAAAUGCUGA